Aspergillus nidulans FGSC A4 is the source of this 924-nucleotide messenger RNA. RefSeq lists its product as uncharacterized. The transcript is spliced from 3 exons. Bases 1 to 924 code for a protein of 307 amino acids. Lineage: Eukaryota; Fungi; Ascomycota; Eurotiomycetes; Eurotiales; Aspergillaceae. The record is from RefSeq and is a predicted model, not a curated record.
AUGUAUCAAGAGUUUAUCGCCGUUAUCGCUGCAAGGUUAGGGCUCAACCCCACCAUCAGUCAAGGAAUCGACGCCAAAGCUGAGAAUGAUGAACGAAAUCAAGGAAGACGAAAAGGAAAGAUUAAUCUGACAUCGACGCCCUGGAUGCACGCUACUCUACGCCCACCGACCCCCAGACAAGGCGUUCCGCCACCGCCCGUCACCUCGUCUCCCUUGGCGAUUGGCAAUACUCCAGUCCUGCAGCUGCGCAACAUCAUCCCUGACAAAGACACGCACGCCUCUGUCUAUCUAAAUCUCGAAUAUGACGAUGUGUGCCUAGUUGGAAAUCUUUCAUGCUCCAGGUGGGAAGGUCACGAAGGAUUUGUUUCCAGCAAUGAUGCGAAAGGCGAAAGAGCGAGUGGCGUCUAUCCAGAUGAGUUUUACUAUGCGGACCAGUUUCAUAACAGUGAUGCGCUGCCCGGAUAUGCGUCUCUUGGGGAAGAGAUACUGGCGCAGUUUCCCGGCGGGAUUGAUGCGUUCUGCGGUGCGGCGGGGAGUGGGGGAAUGCUGAUGGGCGUCUCUAGUGUCUUGAGAACGAAACGGCCUGAAACCAGGAUUGUUGUCCUAGAGCCUGCGUCUUUGCCCGUGAUUUCAGAGGGCGGCGCGGGUGUGCACGGUUUUGAAGGCAUUGCACCGGGUUUCGUGCCACCGCAUUUGGCUCGAGAGAUGUAUGAUGAGGCGUGGGGGAUCGACGAGGCGAGGCGAGGGCUAUGUGUCGGAGACUCGCCAGGGAAGAAGGCAUUUUCUUGUCGGGACGUCGACUGGGCUGAAUGUCGUUGCUGCUGUGAGAUUGGCAAAGGAGCUAGGCCGGGGAAGACGGUGGUCACUAUUGCUUGCGAUUCCGGGUUGAAGUAUUUGAACGGGGAUCUUUUGGCGGAUAGUUAG